GACAGAGGGGCUGUACACUGUGUUCGAUAUGUCAGACAUAUUUGCAUACACCUAACUGAGCUACCUUGGCUUUGCAUGCAGAAGGUCACAGCACUAUGUCUGUAAAAUACAAUGUCCAUUGUUCCAAUUACUGAAGAGCAGAGGAAACAGCUGAUAGAAGAUAUCAGUUAUGACGAUGCCCAAAUGCAAAGCAAAAUUCAACAAGUGAAAGAAUGGAUGAAAAAACAACCACAUCUACCUCAACUUCCAGAUGAGAUGUCUGAAAAAAUUAUUUUUACAAUUCUGCUGGGAACUAAAAUGAGUACUGAGAGAACAAAGUACAAACUAGACACGUUUUACGCCAUGAGACACCAAUUUCCGGAAAUCUUUCUCAACAUAGACCCAACACUCAAAGAUGUCAGAGACAGUGUUGAUAAAAUACGAUAUUUCCCACUAUCAGAGAUGACAGAUGACGGUAAUAUAGUCAUUGUAUUAUCAUUCAAUCCCGACAAGAGCAGGAAGUGUACAACGAAAGACAUAAAGGCCCUGUUCAAGCGUACUGUUGCACUAAACGAUAUCUGGUUUCAACGAGGUGAAUUAUUUAGAGGGCAAUAUGUCCUGUUUGAUACGUCUGGACUGAGUGCAUCACACCUCACUGAGCUGCCUUGGCUCUUCAUGCGGAAAUUUGCAGCAUUUGGUCAGGAAGCCUUGCCCUUACGAAUCAAGGGGAUAUUUAUAGUGAACUGCCCCACCUUCUUUGAUAUCAUAUUAAAUGUGUUCAAACCCAUUCUAAAAGACAAAAUGAAGAAAAGGAUCCAAAUUUUCCACAACUAUGGUGACCUCUACAAAUACAUUCCUCAGAGAAUCCUCCCCGCAGACUACGGAGGUGAUGGUCUCACUGUUGAGGAAUCGAGCAGAGCUUGGCAGAAAACAAUUGAGUCAGUCCGAGAAUCUGUUAUUGAGGAAGGCAAACGAAUGACAGACGAAUCAAAACGACCAAGUGAUUCUGUUAAUGACUGUGGCCAAAUAUUCGGUGUUAAUGGAACUUUUAUCAAAUUAAACAUUGACUGAACA
Homalodisca vitripennis (glassy-winged sharpshooter) is the source of this 1053-nucleotide messenger RNA. RefSeq names its product SEC14 cytosolic factor-like. The record is from RefSeq and is a predicted model, not a curated record. Bases 112 to 1050 code for a protein of 312 amino acids. The transcript is spliced from 7 exons. Gene Ontology annotation, molecular function: phosphatidylinositol bisphosphate binding. NCBI's taxonomy places the organism in Eukaryota, Metazoa, Arthropoda, Insecta, Hemiptera, Cicadellidae. Gene Ontology annotation, cellular component: membrane.